AUGUCCGCAGCGAGGAGGUCAGGAUCCGCGGGACAUAACCCGGGCGUCUUGAAGCAGUCAUCCCUUCUGUUUCUGCCGGUGAUCAUGACCGGAGUUGUGGUCUACUUUAGCAUCUGGGAUGCGGCUUUUAUUGUUGGUGGAGCCCCAGAUCUUUCAGAGACCGUGUCUGGAGGAAAGACCUCUCAGCCCCUUUAUGUUGGGGCAACCCUGGAGGCUUGGCGGAACGGUUCUCUGAGCGGGAGGCAAUUGCACGCUGAGUUGGGGCUCAAAGAUGCUGUGAUUCCCGCCAUCUACAACUGUUUCAGUGAGCGGUAUCCGCUGCUUGACAGAUCAGAGGGGCAGCCGUGCUUUUACUUGAGGACUCCGAUCCCGGUGAUAGGGACCAACACGGUGAACAACCCUGCAAUGCUCCGCCGGCUCGUCCUCAGCAUUGACGUUCCCGUGCAAGUCAUAGUCAUCGUUGUGAACACCAUUCCUGGGGAAGCAGGGAAGCAGGAUGAGCUGGAUAUGCUGGCGGCUAUAGACGAGCUGCAAGAGCUGAUCGGGAGGAGCUUUUUCAAGGUCGUGAGAAGCGGGUGCAACCGGGGCUGUGCCGGAGGAUGGAACACCAUCGUUCACUCUACCCUGGAUUCCCCUUGGUGGCUUAUCAUUAACGAUGACGCAGCGUUCGUUCCCGGCGCACUGCGCACGCUCUACGACUACGUCAGCAGCAACCCCAACGUGGCUUUCUACAAGCUGACGGCAUACCAAGUGUUCAUCAUAACCCAGCGUGCAGUGGCCGAAGUAGGCGUGUUCGACGAGAACAUCUGGCCAGCAUACGUGGAGGAUUGUGACUACGAUCUCCGAUUGAAGCUCAGCGGUGUGAUGGUCGCUUCCAGGCCGCCCGAGUUUAGUAACAUCCACGGGGACCCAGAGUCGGGCUCUUCAUCCUCGCUUAUAGACACAAGGGGAGGAGGGCACUCGGGUUACGGGCAGCGGAGUAAAUGCUCCCAUUCCAACAACAGAAUCUACUACCAGAAGAAGUGGAAUCUGUCCGUGCCCGGAUGUGGUAGGCAGCUCGAAGGGAUGUUCCAAACGCCUCACGGCAACCCUUCCCGAAAUCUCGACAGCUGGACGUUUGACGAAGAAGUGCGUGCCCGGUCCGAAAGCUGCUGGGAGCCGAGCAACAGAGUAGACAACUGGCUUAGGGAAGAUGCUGCAAGUUACUAUGCCCAAGUGAGCGUCCCGGGGGACCAGCCGGCUUCCAAUUGGGGACAGAAUCUCAUCCGUCUUCAGCCGGAAGAAAGCGAGCUAGACACAAUUAGCGAGGUGCAGUCGAGUGGAGGAAAAGACGACGCUCAUUGCGUCUCUCCUUUUGCAGAGAUAUGA
This is a messenger RNA of Klebsormidium nitens, 1368 nucleotides long. The record is from the annotation of a GenBank genome assembly. NCBI's taxonomy places the organism in Eukaryota, Viridiplantae, Streptophyta, Klebsormidiophyceae, Klebsormidiales, Klebsormidiaceae.